Molecule: messenger RNA, 1413 nt
Organism: Papilio machaon (common yellow swallowtail)
Lineage: Eukaryota; Metazoa; Arthropoda; Insecta; Lepidoptera; Papilionidae
Exons: 2
Coding region: 226-888 (220 amino acids)
Biological process (GO): regulation of transcription by RNA polymerase II
Cellular component (GO): nucleus; transcription regulator complex
Molecular function (GO): DNA binding
Source: RefSeq, a predicted model, not a curated record
CUAGCUGUCAACUUCUUUCAGUUAUCUGUGGCUUGAUAAUGAUGUUGAAAUAUCGAUUAAAUCGAGUAAAGUUAUCGAUAAGUUUCUACCCGGCGCGAGUGCCUCGGUUGGCGGCACGAUGAUUCAACAUGGCGGCAUACCCCUCCUCCUCCUCGCCCCUCGCUCGAUAGUAGCCAGGCGGCCUCCAGCCGUACAGACGUCUUUGUAUCGUAACGUGGCAGAAAAAUGGACAAUACUCUAAUAGAAGCAGUAUCUCGAAGAGAACCAAUAUGGAAUCCAGCCAGUGGUCUUCAUAGAAAUUCGAAUGUUUUAAAGUGUCUCUGGCAAGAAGUCGCCAAUGAAGUGAACAAGGACGUAAAAUCAGUAAAAUCAAGAUGGAAAAAUCUAAGAUCGUAUUACGUCAAGGAAUGUCAAAAACUAGAUAGCAAAACCACUGAAGGAGAGGAACAGAUCAGUUCAUGGCAAUACUUUGAUGAUAUGCAGUUCCUAAGACAUACGCUGACAUGUUACAAGACUAACAAGCAGGAAGAAUACGACGGUGAUGAAAUAUACAUCACCAACUUAGAUACCAUCGCUAACCCUGAACCUCUCUCACCAGGACAAUCUUCCUCUGAAACAUCUCACACCACGCCAACAACAAGAAAAAGAAAGAUGCAAGCUUUAGCAACAACAAGUGAUACAUUAAUAGAACUGGAAAGGAAAAAAUUAAAAAUCCUAGAAAAUGAUAUAGCCAGAGGUUCUAAUGACGAUUUAUUGUUCUUCGAAAGCCUUUUACCUUAUAUGAAAGAAAUACCAAUAGAUCGGAAACUUCGUCUUCGUUCUAAAAUACAAGAUUUAAUCUGUGGAGAAUUGGAGGUUGUGCAAGCGAUGCUGAAUAAUGACGAAUAAUUUAGUUUAGAAAUUUCGAAACUUUGCUGUUGAAAUUACUGCUGUUAAAGUUCAACUUGUGAACCGUCAACUUUUAUUUACCGCUUACAUACGUCUUCCCAGGGUUUUCCAAAGAAUACGCUUUAGUAAACAGUGAUUUAGCUAUGGGAUGGUGUACAUAUGAAUAGUUACCAAGUAUUGCCUUCUAAUUUCUGACAAAAAGACGAACAAGUUAUUCUGUGAUCAGUACUAGUGUUAAUGAAACUGUUUGAUUCAAAAAUGAUGACAAAUUCAACGAGAGAGUCGGUGACGGAACAAUGCAAUUUAAUAUUUAAUGUUUAGGUAUAUUUAAUUUAUUAACUCUACAGUAUAAAAUAAACAUAAUAAAUGUAAAAAGUGUGUGUCAUAUAAUUAGUCAUUUAGAUGAUUCUCAGAUUUUGAUGAACAGUUCCUAGAAACUAACAAAAUUCGAAACAGAAAAAUCUUCUAUUUUAAUACAACCGCACAAAAAAAAACGAUGUAUGACGCACAUUUUAUUAUUACCGU